AUGGCUCGCUACACAUCAGGCUUAGUACUCGCAGCAGCCUUGCUCCAGGUUGGAGCACAGGCGUUACCGUCUGGGAAUGUAACCGCAGUGACAUGCCCAUCUACCGCGAAAUUCAACACAAUAACAGCAAACGCCUUCUUUGCGGGCAUGAACCCUGGAUGGAACUUGGGUAACACGCUUGACGCUGUCGAAACUGAAGGCUCAUGGAACAACCCACCAGUUGUGGCUUCAACGUUCGACGAUGCCAAGAACGCAGGCUUCAAAGGCAUCCGUCUUCCCGUCACCUAUGCAUACCACUACAAGACACAGGCUCCAGACUGGACACUUGACCCAGUAUGGCUGCAGCGUGUUGCAGACGUAAUUGAUAUGAUUACUUCUAGAGGCCUCUACGUAAUCACCAACGUCCACCAUGACAGCUGGACCUGGGCAGAUUACACGAAAGCGGACGCUAACACCACUGUUAUUGAGGAGAGACUCUACAAGACAUGGGUACAGAUUGGACAGAAGCUGGCAUGCAAAGGAGAGAAAGUAGCAUUUGAGACAAUCAACGAAAUCCCUGGAACUACAGAAGCACACGGAAAGGAGGUAAACAGAUUGAACAACAUCAUGCUUCAGGCUAUCAACCAAGCUGGUGGCUUCAACCCGAAACGAGUAGUCAACCUUGUGGGUAGCCGCGAAGAUGGCGAGCAGACAAGUCUGUGGUUUGAGAAACCGGAUGCGAAGUACAAGAACCCCUGGGGCAUUCAGUACCACUACUACUCACCCUACGAUUUCGUCUUUGCGGCAUGGGGCAAGACGACCUGGGGCUCUGAUGCAGACAAGGCAACCCUCGAAGCAGACAUCGAGCGUGUCCGCGGCAACUUCAGCGGUGUCCCCAUCAUCAUUGGAGAAUGGGCUGCCUCCCCCGUCGAAACCGAAACCGCAGCCCGCUGGCGCUACUUCGACUUCUUCGCACGCAUUGCCGCCAAAUACGACACCCAGACCGUGCUAUGGGACAACGGUGCUUACUUUUUGAAUCGCGCAACCCACACAUGGCGCGACCAAGUUGGCCUGGACAUCUACCUCAACGCCGUAAAAGGAAUCCCGAAUGCUCUGCCAGAUAGCACCACUGACAGCGCCGCGACGUCGCAGAAGAGCUCAGCCUACAUUUACCAGAAGAAGAACACGACUGUGACCGACCAGACCCUCCCCUUCCUCUUCAACGGCAACCAGCUCCAGAAGAUCUCCGUGGCGGCCACAAAGAAGAUACUGACCAAAGGCCAACACUACACCGUCGCCGACUCAAGCAUAACCUUCAAAAGUGCUUUCCUCUCCACUGUCUUCACACCCACAAGCCCCACAGGCUCCCUCGCAAACCUCACACUAGAGUUCAACCGCGGCGCCAACCUCGCCGUAAACAUGCUGAAAUACGCCACCCCCGUGCUAGGCAGCACCAGCUCCACGCUGCCCGCCACGAGCGCAGACCUACCGAUCCCGAUCACCUGGGCAGGCCAGAACCGGCCGGCGACAAUCAAGGCGGUGCGCGCCGACGGCACGUAUCUGCUCGAUAACUGGACGACAGUGCUGGGCCCCCUGCAGCAGGGCCGUAUGACGUACGGCACAUGGGACUGGGACGGCAAUAAUGUUAUUCUCAAGGCAAGUGUCUUGGAUGCGGUUCGGGCUGCGGGACAGACGACCAAGUUUACGAUUGAGUUCUACCCUAGGGAGGCUGGGAAUGUCGCCGAGUACACCAUUACUGUGUAG
Ascochyta rabiei is the source of this 1743-nucleotide messenger RNA. RefSeq names its product Cellulase. The transcript has 4 exons. The record is from RefSeq and is a predicted model, not a curated record. Lineage: Eukaryota; Fungi; Ascomycota; Dothideomycetes; Pleosporales; Didymellaceae. Gene Ontology annotation, cellular component: extracellular region; cell surface. Gene Ontology annotation, molecular function: beta-glucosidase activity. Gene Ontology annotation, biological process: glucan catabolic process. The coding region runs from base 1 to 1743 and encodes 580 amino acids.